GUGAGAUGUGACGCGCUGCCGGAGCAGCCAGACACGACGAUCCAGUGUUGUUGAUGAAGAAUAAAAAUGUUCUACCAUCGAGGGAAAGUCUGCGCUAUUCAUGCGCCUUAUCCGUUAUAACGGUAAGCAUUUACGCAUAAGGACACAUUUGUAUCUCUGAAUGUUUCUUGUUUUCCAAAAGAUUCACUUAAUCGCUGCGUGAUAUUGCAUUGUUUUGAUGGUCAUGCAAGAAGAAAAUGUAUGAGCUGACACCAUUAUUAUACUUUUUUAAAUGAGAAACUGGAUGAUAAUGCGCAAUUUGAGCGCAUAACACAAUGAUUACUUGGAUUCACUAUAUAGAAUAUUUUCUAAUACAUUGGAAAGUCGACGAUACAUAUCCUCCGUUGAUAAAUACAUUAUAGGCUAUGAUCAUCGUGAUGGUAUCAUGUCAUUGUCCCUUGGUGACUUGACGUCACUGUGAAUGUGCAGUGUGCAUAACUUCACUUUUGUGCGAAGACAGUUAUUGAUAUCCAAGUGCGUUUAUGGCAAGUUUUGCGACAAGAGUAAACUUUCUUCAGAAUGAUUCUCUCCUUUAUAUUACACACACCAAUAUAUAUAUUCAUUCAGAUACUCUUAGGAAAGAAAGUGGAUGAAGUGUUUCCAAAUCACGGUCUCAUAUCUAGUUUCUCUACCAACAGUGACCCACACCAACAUCUGCUCAUCCGAGUGCGCAGACACACACAAACAGACACAUACCACAAACCUGCAGUGUGUGUGUGUGUAUGUGAGUAUGUGUGUGUGCACACCCAAGUGGAUUUUAUACACUGCCUGAGAGGUAAUGCAUAACAUUGACAUUAAUAGUGAACCACUUCCUUAUUUGGGUAGGAUGGCUGAGUGCCUCCCCUGUGAUCUCUGUUCUCUCAGCCAAUGAGCUGACCACGUGCCGCUUGACCAAUAGAGCUUAGGCAUAUAAACAGUGUCUUUAGCCAAGGGCUUGCCUAGGGCAGUAUGUAUGUGUGUGUGUGUAGGUUGUUGUACUUGAACCAAGGCCUGACAAUACCGCUAGAGGCAUUCGUGCUGUCCAGUCUUACAGAGGACUAGCCCAUAGAUAGACAACAGUCAGAGAUCUAUGAUCAUCUUACCUCCCCCAAUCCUUACUAACCUUCCAUUAGAUACUAACUGACCUUUCAUCAGUGUCUAUGGGCAUCUUUAUCCCUUCAGAGUCUACAUUCUGCCAGCUGCACAGCAGCCAGACUGCAUCACUUCCUGCUUUACCAGGGCUUGUUGCCUGACCCACCCACAGAGACGGCCUGGGUUACAUACUGUUACUGUGUGUGUUAUAGCUACUGUAUGUGCUUUUCUUUUUUUGUGAUGAACAUAAAAAUAAUAAUAAUGUGUCUCCCUCCAGGGUGUACAGUCGUGGUCAAAAGUUUUGAGAAUGACACAAGUAUUGGUCUUCACAAAGUUUGCUGCUUCAGGGUUUUUAGAUAUUUUUGUCAGAUGUUACUAUGGUAUACUGAAGUAUAAUUACAAGCAUUCCAUAAGUGUCAAAGGCUUUUAUUGACAAUUACAUUAAGUUUAUGCAGAGUCAAUAUUUGCAGUGUUGACCCUUCUUUUUCAAGACCUCUGCAAUCCGCCCUGGCAUGCUGACAAUUAAAUUCUGGGCCACAUCCUGACUGAUGGCAGCCGAUUCUUGCAUAAUCAAUGCUUGGAGAUUGUCAGAAUUUGUGGGUUUUUGUUUGUCCACCCGCCUCUUGAGGAUCGACCACAAGUUCUCAAUGGGAUUAUGGUCUGGGGUGUUUCCUGGCCAUGGACCCAACAUUUCGAUGUUUUGUUCCCCGAGCCACUUAGUAAUCACUUUUGCCUUAUGGCAAGGUGCUCCAUCAUGCUGGAAAAGGCAUUGUUCGUCACCAAACUUUUCUUGGAUGGUUGGGAGAAGUUGCUCUCGGAGGAUGUGUUGGUACCAUUCUUUAUUCAUGGCUGUGUUCUUAGGCAAAAUUGUGAGUGAGCCCACUCCCUUGGCUGAGAAGCAACCCCACACAUGAAUGGUCUCAGGAUGCUUUACUGUUGGCAUGACACAGGACUGAUGGUAGCGCUCACCUUGUCUUCUCCGGACAAGCUUUUUUCCAGAUGCCCCAAACAAUCGGAAAGGCGAUUCAUCAGAGAAAAUGACUUUACCCCAGUCCUCAGCAGUCCAAUCCCUGUACGUUUUGCAGAAUAUCAGUCUGUCCCUGAUGUCUGUCUCACUGCCCUUCUUGACACCAGGCCAUCCUCCAAAAAUAGUGAUCUCCAGCCUUGUCCUCGUCAACACUCUCACCUGUGUUAACGAGAGAAUCACUGACAUGAUGUCAGCUGGUCCUUUUGUGGCAGGGCUGAAAUGCAGUGGAAAUGUUUUUUGGGGAUUAAGUUCAUUUUCAUGGCAAAGAGGGACUUUGCAAUUAAUUGCAAUUAAUCUGAUCACUCUUCAUAACAUUCUGGAGAAUAUGCAAAUUGCCAUCAUAAAAACUGAGGCAGCAGACUCUGUAACCUCCCGAGUGGUGCAGUGGUCUAAGGCACUGCAUCGCAGUGCUAGCUGUGCCACUAGAGAUCCUGGUUCGAAUCCAGGCUCUGUCGUAGCCGGCCGCGACCGGGAGACCCAUGGGGCGGCGCACAAUUAGGGUAGGGGAGGGAAUGGCCGGCAGGGAUGUAGAGCAUGGCGUUUGCAAUGCCAGGGUUGUGGGUUCGAUUCCCACGGGGGGCCAGUAUGACAUUUUUUUUAAAAAAUAAUAAUGUAUGCACUCACUAACUGUAAGUUGCUCUGGAUAAGAGCGUCUGCUAAAUGAUGUGAAAAUUAAUAUUUGUGUCAUUCUCAAAACUUUUGACCACGACUGUAUAUGUGUGUCUGUUUAACUGUCAGAGGUGAAGGAUCAGAGGUCACAGCAGGUCGGGGGCUAGAUGUCAGAGGUCAUGUCUACCGUGGCAUUCCAGGACCUUCCUCUCAAUAUCUACAUGGUCAUCUUCGGGACCGGAGUCUUCGUCUUCGUCCUGAGCCUCAUCUUCUGCUGCUACUUCAUCAGGUAAACAUAUCUAUCUGUCAGUCUGUCAGUCUAUCUAUCUAUCUAUACUGAAAAAAUAUAUAAACGCAACAUGCAACAAUUUCAAAGAUUUUACUGAGUUACAGUUCAUAUAAGGAAAUCAGUCAAUUGAAAUAAAUUCAUUAGGCCCUAAGUUAUGGAUUUCACAUGACUGGGAAUACAGAUAUGCAUCUGUUGGUCACAGAUAACUUUAAAAAAGGUAGGGGCGUGGAUCAGAAAACCAGUCAGUAUCUGGUGUGACCACCAUUUGCCUCAUGCAGCGUGACACAUCUCCUUCGCAUAGAGUUGAUCAAGCUGUUGAUUGUGGCCUGUGGAAUGUUGUCCCACUCCUCUUCAAUGGCUGUGUUUGUUGUCCAUAGCUUAUGCCUGCCCAUACCAUAAUCCCACCUCCACCAUGGGGCACUCUGUUCACAACGUUGACAUCAGCAAACCACUCGCCCACACAACGCCAUACACACUGUCUGCCAUCUGGCCGGUACAGUUGAAACCAGGAUUCAUCAGUGAAGAGCAAAUUUGCAUUCUCUUAACUGACGUUGGAGGCGGCUUAUGAUAGAGAAAUUAACAUUCAGUUCUCUGGCAGCAGCUCUGGUGGAGAUUCCUGCAGUCAGCAUGCCAAUUGAACGCUUCCUCAAAACUUGAGACAUCUGUGGCAUUGUGUUGUGACAAAAUUGACCAUUUUAGAAUGGCCUUUUUUUGUCGCCAGCACAAGGUGCAACUGUGUAAUGAUCAUGCUGUUUAAUCAGCUUCUUGAUAUGCCACACCUGGCAAAGGAGAAAUGCUCACUAACAGGUAUGUAAACAAAUGUGUGCACAACAUUUGAGAGAAAAAAGCUUUUGUGCAUAUGGAAAAUGUCUGUGAUCCUUUAUUUCAGCUCAUGAAACAUGGGACCAACACUUUACAUGUUGCAUUUAUAUUUUUGUUCAGUCUCUCUAUCUCUAUCUAUUCAUCAUUCUAUCAUUCUGUCUUUUGGAACCCUUUUUUCUAAGAGUGUAGUGGUGGUUGCAUCAUGUUAUGGGUAUGCUUGUACUGGAGAGUUUUUCAGGAUAGAAAAUAAAUGGAAUGGAACUAAGCACAGGCAAAAUCCUAGAGGAAAACCUGGUUCAGUUUGAAUUCCACCAGAGACUGGGAGAUUAGUUCACCUUUCAGCAGGACAGUAACCUAAAACACAAGGCCAGUGACCAGAAAUCUCAAUUUAAACUAUUUAAAAUUCAGGCUGUAACAAAAUGUAGAAAAAGUCAUGGGGUGUGAAUACUUUCUGAAGGCACUGUAAGAGGUGGGUCCUGAGUUAUGAGAAUACAUCUACGGACGUGUGUGUAUUUGUGAGAGAGACUGUUAUUACUGUUACUGUGACUAAGGCUUCUCUAAAAAGGUCCUCAGAAUCGGGUCCAGGCUAUUGUUGUUAUGGGAGACACCAUUCUCACCCCCUUCUGACCCCCUCCUCAUGUUUCCUCUGUCCUUAAGUACUUCCUAACUCAAACAAUCAGUUGCAGAUGCUUAUCAGCAUGGUUUGUCCCUGAGUCUAUUUAAGGCUUCAGACAGCAGCCCCAGGCUGGAACUAAAAGUGUGUUGUGUUGUGGUGUGUUGUGUUUCUGUUGUGUUGUGUUGUGGUGUGUUGUGACAAAGAGGAUAUAUGACAGUGGUAGCUGGAAACUGCUCUGGUAUCUGAAGAGCUCUUGAGCCUUAAUGGAGUGGGAUAGUGUUCUGUGUGAACAACACAGCACUGUGUCCAGGGUAUGAGCCUCUCUGCUCCACAAUGUGGUCCUUUCACAGUGGCAGAGCGGAGAGGAAAGGGGGCCCAUUGAAACUGACUGGGCACAGUGAGCGCGUGCCUCUUUACUAAGAUGUAUCUGUUGGAUGAAAACGUGGUACCGUACUUUGUCAUUUGUAGACAGAAUUAAUUAUCCCUGUUAAAGUAACAUUUGAAAACUGAAAUAUCAUCAUGACUAUCUCUAUGUAUAUCGCUCUGGUUGGAAGCUGCCAGUGUCAGCGGAUGUCACUCAAACAGGUUGAUUCAGACAGCUGAUGUCUAUGUCUGUGUGUGUGUCUGUCUGUCUGUACGUAUUCUCACUCAGUUGGACUAAAAGUAUCUCCUCUCUUUCUCUUCUCUCCUAGUAAACUCAGGCACCAGGCCCAACGAGAAAGGUUUGGAUACAAAGCGGUAAGCCACAUCACAACAACACCACACAGCUAUAGGAUGUCACAUUACUGCACAGUGUCUUCUGUAAGUCAGUCAUGUUCAGCACAUUGCAUGUAUAACACAGUUACGUCAUCACAUCUUUGCGUACAAACUCAGGGUACAUUCCAUGUCACCUCUAGUGCAGUCGUGCUGUGUAGAUUAUCAGAAGCGCCUGGUGAAGUCCUUAACAUCUCAGAAAUACAUUAGAGAAAUCUAUUGUAACUGCAAUGAAGACAGCCUGGAACGCCAUCUCAAUCCUCACAGUGUCUUAGGCCCCCUAGUGAUGAGUGCAGAAACAUCCAAAUGAUAUUUUAGUCAUCAAACAUCCCUUCAUCUUUUGAAUUGAAAAUGUGUUUCAUUCAAUGUCUGUCUCGCAAUUCUAGCUCUAAUCAAUUAUGCUUUUUCACAGGUGGUGUUCAAAGGGGAUACAAAGAAACUGAAUCUACACGGGGUUAGUUCUGUCACAUGAUUAGUUCAGUUUUUUCAUCUUUUCAUUAUGCCUCUUUAGUACUGACUCUUUUUACUAUUUUACUCCCCAUCGCUGUCUCCCUCCCCUCCUCUCUCUCGCUCUCUCUUUUCUCUCUCUCCUUAUCCCCUGGUUUAUCUCUCUCUCUCCCCAUUGUGCUCCCUCCCCUUCUCUCAAUCGCAGCAGACAUGUGCGGUGUGCUUGGAGGACUUCAGAGUAAAAGAUGAGCUAGGAGUGUUGCCAUGCCAACAUGCCUUUCACCGGAGGCAAGUGUCACUUCACCUCACACCAAGCAGAUGGAAAUGAUGUGCCAGUGUGUGCGUGUGUGUUACUGAGGUGUUGCUUGUCCUGCAGGUGCCUGGUGAAAUUGCUAGAGGUGCUGUCUGUGAGUGUAUGUGCGUGCGUGCGUGCAUGUGUAUCUGUACAUGCGUGUGUGCUUGCAUGUGUACAUACAGUGCCUUCGGAAAGUAUUCAGGCCCCUUGACUUACCUUUUCCACAUUUUGUUACGUUACAGCCUUAUUCUAAAAUGGAUUAAAUAAAAUAAUGUUCCUCAGCAAUCUACACACAAUACCCCAUAAUGACAAAGCGAAAACAAGCUUUUAGAUUUUUUAGCAAAUUUAUAAAAAAUUAAAAACAGAAAUACCAUAUUUAUAUAAGUAUUCAGACCCUUUGCUAUGAACUCUAAAUUAAGCUCAGGUGCAUCCUGUUUCCAUUGAUCAUCCUUGAGAUGUUUCUGCAACUUGAUUGGAGUCCACCUGUGGUAAAUUCAAUUGAUUGGACAUGAUUUGGAAAGGCACACAACUGUCUAAAUAAGGUCCCACAGUUGACAGUGCAUGUCAGAGCAAAAACCAAGCCAUGAGGUCGAAGGAAUUAGAGUAGAGCUCCGAGACAGGAUUGUGUUGAGGCACCGAUCUGGGGAAGGGUACCAAAAAAUGUCUGCAGCAUUGAAGGUCCCCAAGAACACAGUGGCCUCCAUCAUUCUUAAAUGGAAGAAGUUUGGAACCACCAAUACUCUUCCUAGAGCUUCCUGCCCGGCCAAACUGAGCAAUCGGGGGAGAAGGGCCUUGCUCAGGGAGGUGACCAGGAACCCGAUGGUCACUCUGACAGAGCUCUAGAGUUCCUCUGUGGAGAUGGGAGAACCUUCCAGAAGGACAACUAUCUCUGCAGUACUCCACCAAUCAAGCCUUUAUGGUAGAGUGGCCAGACGGAAGUAAAAGGCACAUGAAAGCCCGCUCGGAGUUUGCCAAAAGGCACCUAUAGACUCUCAGACCAUGAGAAACAAGAUUCUUUGGUCUGAUGAAACCAAGAUGUAACUCUCUGGCCUGAAUGCCAAGCGUCACGUCUGUAGGAAACCUGGCACCAUCCCUACGGUGAAGCAUGGUGGUGGCAGCAUCAUGCUGUGUGGAUGUUUUUCAGCGGCAGGGACUGGGAGACUAGUCAGGAUCGAGGCAAAGAUGAACGGAGCAAAGUACAGAGAGAUCCUUGAUGAAAACCUGCUCCAGAGAGCUCAGGACCUCAGACUGGGGCGAAGGUUCACCUUCCAACAGGACAACGACCCUAAGCACACAGCCAAGACAUUGCAGGAGUGGCUUCAGGACAAGUCUCUGAAUGUCCUUGAGUGGCCCAGCCAGAGUCCAGACUUGAACCCAAUCUAACAUCUCUGGGGAGACCUGAAAAUAGCUGUGCAGCAACGCUCCCCAUCCAACCUGACAGAGCUUGAGAGGAUCUGCAGAGAAGAAUGGGAGAAACUCCCCAAAUACAGGUGUGCCAAGCUUGUAGCGUCAUACCCAAGAAGACCCGAGGCUGUAAUUGCUGCCAAAGGGUCUGAAUACUUAUGUAAAUGUGAUAUUUCUGUUUUUUAUUUUUUUAAAAUAAAUAAAUUAGCAAACAUUUCUAAAAACCUGUUUUUGCUUUGUCAUUAUGGGGUAUUGUGUGUAGACUGAUGAGGGGAAAAAACAAUUUAAUCAAUUUUAGAAUAACGACGUAACGUAACAAAAUGUGGUAGAAGUCAAGGGGUCUGAAUACUUUCCGAAGGCACUGUAUAUGUCUGUGUUAUACUGACUUGUUGCUUGGCCCUGCAGGUGCCUGGUGAAGUGGCUGGAGGUGCGCUGUGUGUGUCCCAUGUGUAACAAGCACAUCGCUGGGCCACCUGAACAACGCCACAGUCUGGGCACACUGCUGGACGAACUGGUG
Molecule: messenger RNA, 7889 nt
Organism: Coregonus sp. 'balchen'
Lineage: Eukaryota; Metazoa; Chordata; Actinopteri; Salmoniformes; Salmonidae
Source: the annotation of a GenBank genome assembly